Molecule: messenger RNA, 738 nt
Organism: Emiliania huxleyi CCMP1516
Lineage: Eukaryota; Haptophyta; Isochrysidales; Noelaerhabdaceae
Exons: 1
Coding region: 1-738 (245 amino acids)
Source: RefSeq, a predicted model, not a curated record
AUGCUCGCCGCGCUCCUUGUCGGCCUGUCGGUCCAGGCGUCCACCACCUCAGUCAUCGAGGCUCAGCGCGUCUCCUUCCGCGUCUCUGGCGACGUCUCGGCGAAGUUUGGCCGCAGCGGCGCGGUCGCCUUGCGCUCAGUCAUCCCGGCGCCGUCGGCACCGCUGCAGCGCCUCGGCUGCCCGUGCACCCUUGAGGAGUUUGCGACGACGGCGCGAGAGUGUCGCUUCGCCGCUUCGCUCGCCUGCGCGCUCCUCCGCUGCGACGCCGUCUGCGACCCGGUUGGGGAGUGGGGCGCCGGCUUCACGCACGCGCACGACCACUAUGCCUAUGCCCACCUCUUGGAGGAGCCGAAGCGAAGCUGCGUCGUGGUGCUCCCGCGCGAGCCGGUGACGCUCACCCUGCGAGGCCACCCCGCCACCAUCGUGGCGCCGACGCCGUACUCGUCGUCGUCGCACGUCGCCUUUUUCGACUCGGUGGACGGCGCAGUCGAGGCCUGCGGCUCGACCGCCCAGGCGCCGCCGCCGGAGCCGGAGAUCUGCCUCGACGCGGGCGACGCGCUGGUGCUCCGCGGCGACCUGACCGAGCCGCCCGGAGGCCUGGGCGGAGGCAGCCUGGUCUACCAUUUCCGCGCGUGCGGGGCGAGAGACCGGGCGGUGCUGUUUGUGUCGCCGGCGCUCGAGGCGCGGGCCAGGCUAGCCGGGCCGGGCGGCGCGAGCGGAGAGGGAGGGCCGUCCUAG